AUAAAAUAAUCCUGCCUGACUUCUGGUUGUGCAUAGGUUAGCUGAUGAACUGCAUAUGCCAUCCCUCCCCGAGAUGAUGUUUGGAGACAACGUUUUAAGAAUCCAGCAUGGCUCUGGCUUUGGGAUUGAGUUCAAUGCUACAGAUGCUUUGAGAUGUGUGAAUAACUACCAAGGAAUGCUUAAAGUAGCCUGUGCGGAGGAGUGGCAGGAGAGCAGGAACGAGGGUGAGCACUCCAAGGAAGUUAUAAAACCAUACGAUUGGACCUUUACAACAGAUUAUAAGGGAACAUUACUUGGAGAAUCCCUCAAGUUAAAGGUUGUGCCUACAACAGAUCAUAUAGACACAGAGAAAUUGAAAGCCAGAGAGCAGAUUAAGUUUUUUGAAGAAGUUCUCCUGUUUGAGGAUGAACUUCAUGAUCAUGGAGUUUCAAGCCUAAGUGUGAAAAUUAGAGUAAUGCCUUCCAGCUUUUUCCUGCUGUUGCGGUUUUUCUUGAGAAUUGAUGGAGUGCUUAUCAGAAUGAAUGACACGAGACUUUACCACGAGGCCGACAAGACCUACAUGUUACGAGAAUAUACAUCACGAGAGAGCAGAAUUGCUAAUUUAAUGCAUGUCCCACCUUCCCUCUUCACGGAACCUAAUGAAAUGUCACAGCAUUUACCGAUCAAGGAGACAGUCUGUGAGAAGCUAUUAUUUCCAGAAAAAAUUGAUCAGAACCCCACAGACUCACAAGCAAAUGCGCCUGUGGAAUAGAAUGUGACACACCAGCUACUCAGCGUGGAAUCCGAUGGAGACUUUGACGAUGUGGAUGAAGUUUUUUUAUUAUGAGAAGUAAUUGCCUUGUCUAUGUGCAGAUUUCCUAUAGACUUUAAAGGAAAGAAAAAGAUUGCUGCAGGGAGAUUCCACCCAACUACUGUUUGUACUGUCCUCAAGUUCAUAGUCCAGAUUUGUUUCCUGGAGUUCACUUGCAUUUCUAACUUGUCACAGGGGGAUGCCAUCAGUAAUGAGGUGUCUGUGUCUCAUGAACAGUGGGCGUACUCUGUAUCCAUUAGGAAACACUGCCUUCCCCUGGGAGGCGGUCGCUCUAAAUCCCUAGGUCGCAUGCGACUCGGGGCUGCUGUGUGCAUGUUGUCCGCCUUGCACCCUGGGCUUUGUGGUUUUUUUCCACUGCUGCACAGUCCUGACUUGCCUCCCAGGAAAUUGACCUCAUACUUUAAUGAUCUUCACCCCAAUAUUAAAGAAAUGUACAUUUCCUCUCUAAAUUUAAAUUGACUCUUGAAGUUUAAAGAAAAUUUCAGACAUAGAACCAAAUAACCUAGUCUUUUGGAGAACGUAAGCUAUGGAGCCCAUUGGACACACACGAGCCUGGUUUGGCAUUAAUAGCAGAAUGCAGAGCUGUCUUUUUCCAUCUUCGGGUGCUAUUUCCUAUGUGCUUCUGCUGGUACUGACAUUUUCACUUCCAUCUUCCACGCAGCCUCAGAGUGAGUAAAUCCAUUGAAUAUUGAAGUUGGUAUUAGUCCUAAAAGUUUAAAGAAUCCAUAUGGAUUGUGGUUCGCACAUAUCACAUCAACCCCUAACAACCAGAUUAAUUUUCUGCUUAAAAUAUUUGAGAGGUAGCUAUGGAGAAGGCUAAUUUUUAAAUAUCAAAGCCAGUUUUCUGAUUUUAAGAUUCAUAUUGUUAACAUUACAGGGAAUCCAGUAAAGUGUAAUUAGUACAAGAGCUGGGUAGUCCAGAAAGUACUCAAAAGUACAUGUAAAGUCCAUUUGAUUAUUUUGAUGAUGACCUUUUAAACAUUGUAUACCUGCCUUUCUAAAUGAUCUUCCUAAAGUGGAAAGUGGUUAUAAAGCACCAAGUAAGGAAUUACUUAAAGUGGAUUUUUAAAAUGACUUUUUUACAGGUCAGGGGAACAAAUAUCAUCCCCCCCUUUCCUGGUUUGAAAUAACUGUUGUACAUAUUUCUACUUGAUGGAUAAAUCAUUAAAUAAGAAUAUUUAAAUAAAAGUGUUAGCAAAGCUCUUCAGGUAUUAUUAGCCUGAUGAUAAGUUUUAGUGAACAAUACAAUUGGAUAUUCAUUCCUUGUUCAAACUCUGGUGCACUCUUGUGUGUAUUGUUGUUUUGCUAAUUGUAUUACCCAGUUUUGGUCUCAAAUGGUUUUGGUAUUUGCCGUCUGUUGCAUCACCUGUGACAUAUAGGAAAUCAAGAUUUUGUUAACUUUACAAAAACACAUGGCAUGUUCACUGUGUAUUAAAUAUGCCUGAAUUUAAUGUUUUCUCUUAGGCCAGGAAAGUAAUCAUACUGUACUCAGCUUUCUGUGUUAUUUUAUUUGCCAUGCAGAUUUGAACAGAAUAGCCUCUUUUUUUUCAUGCAAAUUGUAAGAAAUGAAAAACCUGUAAGAAUAUUCACUAGUUGAAAUUUCUGGGCAGUAUCAUAUAUAUCUUUUAAAACUUGAUUCAGGUGUCUUGCUCCUUGAUUCAGUCUUAGAUUGCUUAUUUUGCUUCAUUGUUAAACAUUGCAGGGAAUUAAAAGAACUGACCUUGUUUUAUAGAAGGUGAGCGGUGCAUAGGAAAAUGUACUUCUGAAAAUUCAUCAGUUUAUUCCUGCGGAGAAUACCAAGAAAACCUGUAUUUGCCCAUUGCUGAAUAAGACAUAUGCCAUUCUGUAUUCAUUUGUCCCAAGUGUCUUUUUGUAAGAGGAGAAUAAACAAUAAGGAAUUAUUGAUCUGUUUUGCUAUUUCAUUGACUUAAGUUUUUCUUAAAGCUUAAUUAAACAAUGGUUUGGUAUA
Myotis davidii is the source of this 2780-nucleotide messenger RNA. RefSeq names its product TOR signaling pathway regulator (gene TIPRL). The record is from RefSeq and is a predicted model, not a curated record. Gene Ontology annotation, cellular component: cytosol. NCBI's taxonomy places the organism in Eukaryota, Metazoa, Chordata, Mammalia, Chiroptera, Vespertilionidae. Gene Ontology annotation, biological process: TOR signaling. The transcript has 6 exons. The coding region runs from base 56 to 751 and encodes 231 amino acids.